GUCAGUACUGUACUUUUUCAGAUUUAUUCCAUGUUAGUAGUAACAUGUGUUUGUUAAGUGUCAAUGGUGAAAAAUCUGUCAAUAAAAAUUGAAAACAUGUUAUUCUUAUGUGUGUUCACAUUCAACAACUUUGCUGUUUGAGUCUGGGCAACUGUAGUAUUGAUUUUGUCUCAUAUCAUCGCAAGUCAUAACUUUCAACCACUAUCAACAUGAUGUCGUCUGAAGAACAAGCAAUGUUAGAUGAUUCCAAAUAUCGGCAAUACAUGAAUGCAGUUGAGAAAUGUCUUCGUAACUUUGAAUCAUCUAGUGAAUGGGCCGAUCUAAUCUCUGCACUUGGAAAAUUAAACAAGGUUUUGAACUCCAAGUUUAAAGUAAUUCCUAAAAAGAUUACAAUUGGCAAACGGCUUGCACAGUGUAUGCACCCUGCAUUACCGGGUGGUGUUCAUUUGAAAGCAAUCAACGUUUAUGACUCUAUUUUUAAAAUAAUUGCACCAGAUCUUCUAAAAGCAGAUCUAUAUAUUUAUAGCUUGGGAAUUUUUCCUUUAUUUUCAAAUGCAUCAUUACAAGUUCGGCCAGUGCUUUUGAAUUUAUAUGAAACGCACAUGUUGCCUCUUGGAGAAUCUCUCCGAACAUGUUUAGAUGGAAUGAUACUUGGUCUGUUGCCAGGGUUAGACGAAGGCACUGAGCACUUUGAAAGAACCGAUCUGUUGCUAGAGAGGGUGUGUGAGCGUGUUGGUGCGUUUGAUUUCUACUCAGCCAUCUGGAGAUGUGUUCUGUCUUCACCAUCUGCUCGUUUAUCCGCCGUUCAACUUGUUCUUCGUAAAUUUGAUCGCAAGCGCUCUACUGAAGAUCAACUCUUUAUUAUUGGAUCAGAUUUGGAAGUUAUGGUCACAGCACUGUGCCAAUCACUCCAAGAUAAUGUUGUUCUCACACAACGUGCAUCACUGGAUGUUUUGAUAUUAUGUUGCCCCCUGUCCAACUUACCCAUCCUAUACACUGAUGCUUGUAUACUGUUGGAAGCAGCUCUGCAAUGCUUGCUGAGGCGAGAUAUGUCUCUGAAUCGACGCCUAUAUUCAUGGCUGCUAGGUGUGGACCAAAGCAAGCAAAGCAGUGUUUCAAGUUUAGAGAGCUCUGAGUUACCAACAUUCUUUGAAAAAUAUUCCAAACAAAUGUUAAUUGAAUCACUUGUGAAUAUGUUGAGCAGACAAACUGAAAAAAUAUCAUCUAAUACCAACUUAUCUGUGAUAGAAGAAUUGUACCCACUUCGUAUUCUAGUAAGUUUAUUAGAUAAAACCGAAGUUGGUCCUGUCAUUAUUGAAAGAGUUCUGCUUCAUGUAUUUAGACUUUUAAAAGCAGCAGUGGAGCAUGUCAAAUCAUCAACAAAUUAUAGAUCAACUGAAACAUCUGAAAAUGACAAACGAGUUUUAAUUUUGGGUGAAAUAUCAAAGACCGCAAAUCUAUUGCUGGGUGUGUUCGAACCAACAUAUAUAUGGAAAUAUUUAUCAAACAUAUUGAUUAGUGAAACUGAUAAUGAGCAGUGUGAGUCCACUACAUCGUAUUCAGAAAUUUGUCAAUUUAUUCACCUUCUGCUUAGUUUUGUUGACUUGGAAAGUUACGCAGAGAUACAAACAGUUAGUUUGCCAACUUUAAUGUGUCACCUGACUACCAUUAUGACAUCAAACAUUGGUAGUCUCUCCAACACACAACUAUACGACGGGUUAACAACUUGUAAUGUCCUACUUAAACAUUCGCAACCACUGCAACCCAAUAUCACUGCAUCUGAAACACAAACUUGUGAAACCAGUGGCUCAAGUGUGUCCGACUGUGCAAAGAUUCUUCUUUCAUUUUUGGAAUGUUUUGUUGAUUUGAAACUGAAUCAUUCCAGAAUUAACAUCAACAACUACCUUAAAAUUCUUGAAGCUGAUAACGAAGAGAAUGAAACAGCUAAAGAAGCCUCUCAAACGAUAACCACUUUUAUUGAUUCCACUGAAUAUGAAACAAAAUCAGAGGAGAGUAUGGAUCUACCAUCUAUCACGGUUGUUGAUGUGUUUAAGUUAACUUGUAAUCUGCUGCUUGACUUUGCUUGUUUUCCCGUAUAUUGUAAUGGACAGAAACAACUUAUGGACAAAGAUCAAAUAAAUUCGUCUAUUUCAACAUUUCCCAGUUGGCUGCAGUGUUUACUAUGGUGUGCAUGUGGCGCCUCAAACCAGCUUAAUUCCAUGUUUUCUGUGGCUUCCACUUCUAUUUCUACUAUACUUGAUUUGCUUGCAUUAACACAGAGCAUUUCACCCGAUGCAGCAUCUGAAACAUGUAGUGGAACAAUUUCAGUAAAAGUUCUUUCUCCCCUCACUUCAUCUCAUGUACAUAUCCUCACUGAGGAAUCCAAGUUUUACAAACAUAUAACAAAACAAUUAUGGAGGGUAAUUGGAGAAGCCAUAAUGAACAGACACCACCUUACCUGUGUACAAUUAUUGUUAAGACUUCAUUCAAUGUGUCCCGACUCUCGAUGUGAGAAUGUUUUACUUGCUGACAUUAUUCAUCAUAACAAGGUAAUCCGUUUUUCAGCAUUUGAAAAGUUUUGUAGAUUGUGGCACCUUACACGUGCACUCACCUCACAGAAGAUCAACUUACAAAGUGGAACUCAUGUUAAGUUAUUCACCAGAUGUUUAUUCUCAUUGGUUGAUCAGUUAUCACUCAACCAAGGUCAUCUUGGAUCUGAUCCCAACCUCUUCCAACUUGAUCCAGGAGGAGAAUCCAUCGGAGUAACCACCGCAUCCACAUGGUUGCGGAGAUCACUAGAAGAGAAAGAUCUUUCCCGCAUUCUUGAGCCCUUCUUCAUGGUCCUCCUACAUCCAUGCACUCACAGCUCACCAAAGAUUACAAAGCCAAACGUGUCAUGUAAUACUACGUCAUUGGAAACUGUCAAGUCAUCAGGUCACGAACAAAUGGUUGAAUUUAAAAACUGCCCGCCCACUGAAGACAAGAUAUCAAAGGGCGAGAUGGAACAUCAGUUCACGACCCACGUUACCCCAACCAUCUCUUCGGUCACCGUGGAUAUUACAACGGGCAAAGAGAAAUACAAGCAGUUGCUGCUGACGCUGACCACCGAUGCAGGGCACGACUUGGAGAGACAAGCACGCGAAGUGGUGACCAACGUCAUACACAAAGCGUGCCAAAUCGUAUCAUCUUCCGCCGGUUUCACUGCUAUAUCGACAUCGACACAUGGUGAUACCAAACCUGCGCUAAAGCGACCUUCUAAAGAAACAAACGCAAUUGGUCCCGUCCUGGUCUACCAGGAAAAAUUUGAUGCUUUUCGUGUGAGUUAUGCACUGCGGUCAAUACUUAAUAUGUUCCAUGCCCACCCACGCUUGUUCGCAUACACCGCCUCCACUCAACCACUGGCAACAAAUAAAACAACAUCUGGAGCUUCAAUGCUGCAAGAAUUGCUUGCCCGUCACCUGCAGUCCAUGGGCGGCGAAUCAUUUUAUGAUGACGUCACGACUCGAUAUCCGAACAUCAUGAUAUUGGAAGUAUUAAUAAUCAUCUCUUUACGCUACAUCAGGUCAUGGGGUUCCGAACGCCUAAUCUCAUUCGAAUCAUUACACGACGUUCGUAGCGUUGCUUGUACAUUGCUUGUCGCCCUUCUCGACCAAAUGACCAUCCUAGCACGUGACAAUGUCGUGUCAUCAGCGCCACUGACGUCAUCAAGUGUUACGUCAUCAGCGACCCAAUCAUCCCAACAGUUUGGUGCAUACGUGUGGUCAUUAUUGGAAAAGUACAAAGUAAACGAGACUGUCUUGCUCUCAUUAUCAGCCACUGUAGACGCUUUACACGUUGUUGCUGAUGGGAGUUACGAUUACAAAACACCAAACGAAGAUAUAUUACUUCAAUUACAAAGUCGACAUGCGGAAUCAAUCAACAGCUACGAGUUAGCGUUCUGGUGGUCGGGUGGUGAAAUUGCUCGAGUUAAAAGUUUUCAGUCCAAUCUUCUUUCUCUUGUUCGUUCCUUGCUUGUAUUUCAAUACUACCUCAGCGACGCUAACACUACUACAAGCUUGCAAGAUUGGCAAACACACAGUAAAGACUCUGACCCGAAGUACCACCCCCGACUACAGAUCUCUGUCCAACCACUUCUAUCCUCAGCCCUAAUCCGCGUCCUUGCACUCCAGAUGGCGUGCGAUGUGCAUGGCGAGUGGCUAGACUUCGUGACGUCAUCGCUGCAAUUUCUGCCGCACAUGUUGUCGGAAGUGACGUCACCCAUCACCCUUCAACUGUGUCGUAACUUGAAAGAUGCUGCUACCAUGUAUAGCAUGUGUAGCGAUCACCAUGCGCAGUUGCCACAAAUGCCACCAGAUUACGUUAUUUCGUCGCUGAAGAGCCUCCGUACGUUGUCUCAUUUCACGUUACUUCUUCACGCCAGUACCCACACGUUACAACACUCCAUGAUCAACACAGGUCAUGUUCUGAAGGCGGACAAAGCAUCUCAACUAAACUCACUGAACACAAGUGUAGCGUUGAACCAAGCGAACAAUGUUGGUCUCUCCGCUCUUGGAAGCCUCUUUAACGUUUUCUCAGUCAGCAGUUCUAUUAAGACGCAGCGAAGCGUUGAGGAGCAAGAACUAUCCGUUGAAGUAACAGAAGCAAGAAGAGUUACUUUACGAAACCUUCCCCGCAUAUUGUCGUGCUUAGUCACGGUAUGGCAUAAAGUGGUCUCACCACAACCAACUGGGAAUCGAAAGUCAAAACAACAUGGUCGUCUUCAUUUAGACUUGAACCCGUGUGUGGCUAUGGGCGGCAGUGAAUCUGUAUCAAGGCAUGUUCUGCAACUACUUGAUCCCUUGGCUAUACAGUUUGGCGAAAACCUCGUCAGCGCUUUCGCCAUAGUGUGGGAAAGAAGGGACCGCACCGAAGCCAAGAAGUCCAUACAUUGGUUUCCACUACCUGAACCUAACAUCCAACAACAACAAAUCCUUGACGUGGCGUGCGCGAUUCGAUCCUUGCAGUGUGACGUCAUACUUGGUGUGGUAAAACGCGUCAUCUUACAACCGAAUGAUUUUCCAUUACCAUCAUCAAACAAAAGAAGGAAGCCAUUUCAGGAAUCUCUCCUUGACUUUACAUUACGGUUCCUUCAACGACAGACAAGUUCCGCUGUACGUGACGCAUGGCCCAACCUUUUAUCAUUAGUAAGGGAAUGCCUUGCACUUGGACCUGUAGUCGCCCCUACCAAUCCUUCAAUAUCCGGCUCCAAUGCGACACUCAGUGGAAAAUUGAGUGUACGUUGCCAUUUCUUUCUCCUCUUGUUAGUAUCUGAAUACGCACGCAGGGCUGCGGGUUCUUCCGAUAAAAAGGAUCAAAAAGAUCUACAGGACAUAUGCGUGAAAUGCAUUGAAGCAUGUAAUGCUAUUGUUGAUUGUUCACUUGAGCAUGGUGGAUGGUUAGCUCGUCGUGCUCCAUCAGUUAUACCUGGACCCCACCAACUUAAGGAUUCAAAACACAAGUUGACCGAGUCGGGUUCCUCUGUAGAUUUAAUGGAUUCAAAAAGUCGUCCUGAGACGGCGCCAAAAACCGUCACCUCAGAUCCAGGUUUGGCGACCACACGGUUGGAGGAAACCGGUUCAUCAAACACGUCCAUGCUACCGCAAGCCAACAACCCGAACUUCAUACACAGUCUACAUGCCCUGAAUGUAUUGGCUCAGGUACUGGCGAACCUUUUAGAUGUUAUUUAUGGCAGUGAGGAGAAAGACAAGAUAGUUCCCGUGUUGACACCCGUCAUGACCAACGUCACACCUUACCUUAAAAACCACAGUGCCAAUAACGCCCCCAGCUACAAGGCGGCUGUGCGCCUAUUAUCCAGUGUGAGUGGUUAUCAGCAAACAAGGCGCGCUUGGAAAAGGGAAGCCUUCGAACUUCUGAUGGAUAAUGACUUCUUCCGAAUGCCGCUCGACUGCGCCAUCGAGUGGGGGAACGUAGUUGACCACUUGAUGACGCACGAUGCAACUACUUUCAAAGAACUAAUGGUUCGCAUCGGGUUAACCAGGAACGCAGCCACCGGUCCUUCACUCAAUAUAUUUUCAAAUAAAGAACAAGAAUUGGAACAGCGUGCCAUGUUAUUAAAGCGACUUGCCUUCGUUAUCUUCAGCAGCGACACUAACCAAUAUCAACGUCAUUUACCUGAGAUACAAGAACGGUUGUCGGAAAGUUUAAAAUUACAUCAAGUUCCUGCAGUACAAGCACAGGUAUUCUUGUGCUUCCGUGUCUUACUACUACGCGUAUCUCCGAACAACCUACAAUCAUUAUGGCCGUCAAUUGUCACUGAACUGGUGCAAGUUUUGAGCCAACUGGAACAACAACUGACUCUCCACAGCUUUGAAAACGAUUCUCUGCGUAAUUCAGACUUCGAUAACCCCACAGCGACGUCUAGCGGCGGAGGAAUUCUGUUUUCCGGACAAACGAAUAUAUCAAGCGUUUACUCGCAAGAAAAGUGGAUGGCCAUGUAUCUAUCCGCGUGUAAACUACUGGAUUUAAUAUUAUGCUUGCAACCGACUCAACUCUGCCAUUUUAAGCUCUUUCGUUGGUCGUUCGUCGGCGAGCCGGGAGAAAAUGUUGAUGACGUAUACGAUGACGUCACCAAUUCUAAACCUGCAGAGGACGGUAGCACCCACAACUCGACAACCAACGAUCGUGAAUUUGUCCCACAUUGUGUUCGAAUCAAGCGAUUACUGGCUCGAAAAAGCACGAACGGUGGUCGGAAACUUGUCAACGUCGAAGCUAUGCGUCCUUUGCUUGAAAUGAAUCGCCUCACGUCACUCUGGCAACUUCAGAAUUUUUUCAACACUUUAGUUGAACCUCAUACCAUGCUAGCAAUGCAUAGGACGCCAAAUCAGUUUGUUCCAUCUAAUACAAAAGAUUCAGCAUCCACUUUCCGUCACAUAGAAACAAUAUUACAAAAGGAUUUUGUCGAGUCGAUGACGUAAUAUUAAUAUGACGUCAUAUCAUUUCACUGUGUAGCUUUCUCUGUUCCAUGGAUCCGUUUUUGAAAUUUAUUUUAAAGUCAAACACAUCAAUGUGCAAUUACAGUUCUACUAUAAGUGUACGUUCCUUGUACGAAGCGUUUUAGUUAUAAAUUUCCGUACACGUAGCGAUAUAUUUAAAACUGUAUGUUCUUAUUUUUUGCAACAUUAUUUUAACAUUUUGCACACUUCAACCCAGCGAUACUGUUGUGGAAGCAUUUUUACUUGUAGUCGUCAGAAGCAUGUUUAUCAAUUAUAUGUUUUAUAUAUUGUCUUUAUCCACAGUUCAUGGUACUAUGGUGUGUAGCCAUUUUAAUUGCUUGGUUAAGAGGGUAGGAAUUCUCCGCAGGUAUCUUCUAUGUUAGUUUUGGCGUAAAAUAAAAGUCACUUUUA
This is a messenger RNA of Ciona intestinalis (vase tunicate), 7403 nucleotides long. Its product is annotated as protein DOP1A. Gene Ontology annotation, cellular component: endosome; trans-Golgi network. The record is from RefSeq and is a predicted model, not a curated record. Gene Ontology annotation, biological process: Golgi to endosome transport. NCBI's taxonomy places the organism in Eukaryota, Metazoa, Chordata, Ascidiacea, Phlebobranchia, Cionidae.